AUGAUUAAGGCUAUGAUUGAAUAAUUAUUGACUGAUAUAGGUGUUGAGAAUGAAGAAUAAUUGGGAAAUGCUUCGAAAUAGGAUUAAAAAAUAAAAAUCAUAAAAAGUAGUUUGAGUAAUUGUUGA
This is a messenger RNA of Paramecium tetraurelia, 126 nucleotides long. RefSeq lists its product as uncharacterized. The transcript has a single exon. The record is from RefSeq and is a predicted model, not a curated record. Lineage: Eukaryota; Ciliophora; Oligohymenophorea; Peniculida; Parameciidae.